UGCAGAAAGCAUAGUGCUCGUCCGCUCAAAAAAACUGUUAUGGAUGUCCAGUCUGAUGAAUACUCAACUCGGGGAUGGGUACCGCAGCCCCACGCAAACCGUGUAUCUGCAAUCCGUAGCGUGGUUUUCUCCUCGCUCUGCUGCCCUUAGCUCAUAUCUUACAUAACCCUUCGCGCCCAGAGACCAUCUCGAAUCGGAGCGAACAUCGCGCAGAGAACCCCGCGUCUUCUGGCUGCAGCUGCAGCUGAAGCCCGGGGUUGAAAGUGAGGAGAAGCCCCCCCGUACCCGUACUCAAGGGUCCAAAUGCAGAAGGCCGCGUCACGGAAUUCGGGUUUAACAGAAAAUAGUCUACUUUUGCCAACUGCCCAGCCUCUCUUGGCUGAGGCUGGGGGGGGGGGGGGGGCGGGAGUGGACGAGGACACCAACUUCGACGAUAUUGGGAAGAAUCGCUACCCCUCUCCAAGUUUUCCGCGGCGCCAGCCAUCGCGCACAUAUCCCGCAUCACGACGAGCGCGUGGAAAGUUUGGAAUGCUCGAAACGCUACCAGGCACUUGGGUUUUCGCCGCGGACGAUUUGGGGGAAUUUGAAUUGCUCGCCGGAAGUCGAACUGAUCGACGGGAGCGAAUUGAAGCGUCUGACAGGCUGGCGUUAGUAACAAGCCCAUCAAGGACGGCUUUCCUCUCUGCCGCAUCGCCGUUAUCGCGAGCCAAGCAACUCGUAGGUGAAAAAAAGUCCAGACUCCCCCCGGAUGGCGCGGCGUUGAAGAUCGACAGCACCAGAACAGGGUGGAGCGGAUGGAGAGGGGGCCGGGCUCGGAUGACAAAGAAGCCUGUUCGUUCCAUAGAAAAUGAUCUCAUGGACUGUUGGCGAUCCAAUAGUAGGCGCAAGCCUCGUUGUGAUUCGCGAAAACAGGACUUUUCGACUUUCAGACUCCCGAGGGCCUCACACAUUGGGGGCCUGUAUAUUUUGUUUCGGGCGCGGUUGGCUCCCCCCACCCGAUCCACGCAUGGCCCGCUGACAGGUCGCCCACGAUACGAGUCUAUCAAUACGGAACCAAUUCGUAGUGCUAGUAAGCAGAGGGCCGCAGUUGUAGCCUGUAAGCCAGGUACGUCGUAGGCACACCGCACAUGAUCACCAAAUAUCUUGAAUGCCGAUGUUCGGUAGUGGUUGGGGGGCGACUGGGCGAUAUUAGAGGCGUGGAAUUCGAUCUGGGAACGGCAAGCCUUCUUUCAACGUUCAAUGGCGUGUCUGCACAGCCCUGCGCCAGCAGUUUUCCGGGGGUUCAAAGUCAAAUCGAUGAUGGCCUUGAUGACAAAAGAAUAUCCUCAUUCCUGCGCGGCGAAGAUAACCGUCUGGCCCCCGCGAAAAUUGUGGCCUGACACCGCGACGACCGAGUUACGAGACAACUCAUGCCGCCCACUCGCAACGAGACAGGGUCGACGAAUUAGUUAGGGUUCUUGUUGGCGCCAAAGAAAUGCGUGAAAGCGAGGAACAAUAGG
Colletotrichum acutatum is the source of this 1499-nucleotide messenger RNA. RefSeq lists its product as uncharacterized. The record is from RefSeq and is a predicted model, not a curated record. The transcript has a single exon. The coding region runs from base 304 to 1116 and encodes 270 amino acids. NCBI's taxonomy places the organism in Eukaryota, Fungi, Ascomycota, Sordariomycetes, Glomerellales, Glomerellaceae.